This is a messenger RNA of Aricia agestis (brown argus), 1416 nucleotides long. RefSeq names its product sodium channel protein Nach-like. Gene Ontology annotation, cellular component: membrane. The coding region runs from base 28 to 1368 and encodes 446 amino acids. The transcript has 9 exons. The record is from RefSeq and is a predicted model, not a curated record. NCBI's taxonomy places the organism in Eukaryota, Metazoa, Arthropoda, Insecta, Lepidoptera, Lycaenidae. Gene Ontology annotation, molecular function: ligand-gated sodium channel activity. Gene Ontology annotation, biological process: sodium ion transmembrane transport.
CUGUUGAACAAAGUCUUAUAAAGGACGAUGACCGAGCUCCGUCCACCUGGGUGCUGUUAUGCCGCGCGAGAGUUCUCCAAGACCACUACCCUACACGGCUUCAAAUAUCUCAGCUCCAAGUCUUACUGUGAUCGUUGGGGCUGGCUAGUAUGCUGCUGCGCUAGCGCGUGUUGCGCUGGCGUACUGUGCGCAGUGCUGUGGGCGCGUUUCCUGCAGGUACCCGCGCUGCUCACGCUGCGGGAGACUAAGUCGCCCAUGGACUACAUGACCAUGCCGCUCGUGGGCAUCUGCCCACCCACAGAGACCGUGGCGCAGCUGUUCCGUCAGCAGAUGGUCAUAAACGAAACGGACGGGAGUCGUCUCCCGGAGAUUCUAGACCACGUGCUACGGCGGAAGUAUACCACCAUGGACCAGUUGAGCACGUUAGAGGAAGUGCUGCGGAAGAACAACGUUAGCCUGGCCGGCGCGUUGGAGCGCGUCAUGCCACCUUGCAACAAGAUAGUGAGGAACUGUCGCUGGCAGUCCGUUACUAUACCGUGCGAGUCUCUGUUCGAGCAGCAGCUCACGCAGUGGGGUGUAUGCUGCCUGUCUAAUAUAUCUGCAGUAAACUUGAAGCCACCUCUCUACACGCGCCUGGCGUUCUCGCGGACGCUCAGUAUCGGCCUGCAGUGUUCGCAGCCCGACAUGCCAGUUCUGACGGGGUGCGAGCUAUUCACAAAAUACGAGGGCGAGGGCUGGGUGGACCUGCUGUCUACGGCGCUGACGCCGGGACACAACUACGUGGCGCAGCUGUCAUUUACGUCUGUGGUCGACAGCGACCCAGACAAACUGGUCGACGAGACCUGCAUCGCCUCGGAGACAUACUCGAGGACUGUGUGCCUGCUUAGAUGCAGAGAGAAUUUCUGUGGUUGCUUGGACCCACUUCGGAUAAAACACGAGAAUGAGAAACUUAAUCUUCCCGUGUGUUCCAUGACUAAGCUCAACUGCUUGCGAUCUUUCAACAACAGUAAAUCCACGUGUCGCUGCUUGCCGUCGUGUAAGAAAGUGAUAUCUACGAUGUCGUUGGAGUCCAGUAAAAUGAUCUCGACCAGCAAAACAUACGACAAUUUAUAUCUAAGAUUGGACGAGUCGUCGAGUACAAUCCUCAACAUCAUCGUCAGGAUAAAGGGGUCCAAGAUAUUCGUCGUCAAUCCCACAGAAACGUGGAUCACUUUGUUGUCGUCCCUGGGCGGAGUUUUCAACAUGUUUCUCGGUGUGGGACUGUUCAGUGCUUUAGAGGUGUUGUUCCUCAUUUUCGUGAGGUGUCCCAUAGCGAUCAGAAAAUCCAGCGAAGUCACUCUGCACCGCGACCGCGAUGCAGUCAGCUAGUAUAAUGAAUUUCGUUGUACUGAAACAUUUAUCUCAAUAAAGUUUGCU